AACAUCGGAAUUCAAGACAAAAUAUAAACGUCAUGUAGUUAUAAUAUAUGUAGGUAAUAAGUAAAAGCAAAUCCCUUCAAUUAUAAAUAUGAGUAUAGAAAUAAUCGGGAAAAAUAAGACAUGGUUAUUCGUCAUUUUGUCGAUGAAUAAUAAUUGAAAAUAGAAUUAACGAGUGCACGCACGUGUUUUGGAUCGAACAGCAACAGAAGUCGUCGUUUCACCAGCACUCCGCACGCCCGUGGAGGGGCAGGCAGUGACGGCUCGGCCACGUCGCCCAUUGUGCUCAGACCGUGUCACGUAUACCUAGCAAAGCCGUACCUUAAACUGCUCUCGCGUUAUGCUCAACUUGUAGUAGGGGCAAUACGGCCGUCCCGCUGCAGUUUAAAUACGUCCAGGAGGUUCUGGGCGCACUUCAAUCUGUCCCGAUAACCGUUUACGUCUGAACCAUACCAUUCUCGACAUGUGCGGAAUAUUCGCUUACCUAAAUCAUCUGACACCGAAGUCCAGGGAAGAGAUCAUUGUUCUAUUGGUGAAUGGACUCAAACGACUUGAAUACAGGGGUUACGAUUCGGCUGGUAUUGCAUUCGAUGGGCCCGACGGUAAAGACAUUACGAUCGUGAAGAAAGAAGGAAAAGUGGUUGCCCUUGAAGAUGAAUUGUUUGCUUUAAAAGAUCAAUUGGACUUUGAAGAAAUUCAAAAAAGCCAUGUGGGCAUUGCUCACACACGUUGGGCCACUCAUGGAGUACCAAGUUGCGUUAAUUCGCAUCCCCAACGAUCCGACAAGGAACAGGUAUUUUGCGUGGUCCAUAACGGUAUCGUGACUAACUACAAAGAAGUAAAAGCACUGUUGGAACGAAAAGGGUACGUGUUCGAAUCUGAAACUGACACCGAAGCCAUAGUGAAACUGGUGCACCAUAUUUAUACACAGCAUCCCACGUUACAAUUUAGAGAAUUAAUUGAACAAGCUAUACAGCAAUUGGAGGGUGCGUUUGCCCUUUGCUUCAAGAGUAAGUUAUUCCCAGAUGAAUGUGUUGCCACUAGAAGGGGUAGUCCAUUGUUGGUGGGUAUCAAGUCUGAGACAAGGUUGGCUACUGAUCAUAUUCCUAUUUUGUAUAACAAAGAUACGAAAGACGGAGAGUCUCUCUCACUAACAGAACACACUAGGUUUAUACGCGGUGACAAAAUGUCCAUUCCACUUCCAAUGGGCCGUCAGGAAAGCACAUCUGAAUUCCAUCCACUGGGCGAUAAAGAAGAAGUAGAGUACUUUUUUGCAUCAGACGCUAGUGCCAUCAUCGAACACACUAAUCAAGUUAUUUACUUAGAGGACGACGACGUAGCUGCUGUAAAAGAAGGGCGAUUGACCAUUCAUAGAAUGCGUAUGUCUACUGAUGAUCCUCAUGCUCGGGAGAUCACCACGCUCAAAAUGGAAAUCCAGCAGAUUAUGAAAGGAAACUUUAGUUCUUUCAUGCAAAAGGAAAUUUUCGAACAACCUGAAUCUGUCGUAAAUACUAUGCGAGGUCGUGUGAACUUUGAGAAUCAGACGGUCGUCCUUGGUGGUAUUAAGGAUUAUAUUCCGGAGAUAAAACGGUGUCGUCGUUUAAUGAUGAUUGGAUGUGGUACAAGCUACCACAGCGCAGUGGCCACGCGUCAGUUGUUGGAAGAGCUUACAGAAUUGCCGGUUAUAGUAGAAUUAGCUUCAGAUUUUUUGGAUCGAAACACUCCAGUAUUCAGAGACGACGUUUGCUUCUUUUUAUCUCAGUCAGGAGAAACGGCUGAUUCUCUAUUGGCACUGAGGUAUUGCAAACAACGCGGAGCUUUAAUUGUGGGAGUAACUAACACGGUAGGCAGUUCUAUCAGUCGUGAAUCUCAUUGCGGUAUUCAUAUUAAUGCCGGACCCGAAAUUGGUGUGGCUUCUACAAAAGCUUAUACUUCACAGUUCAUAUCAUUAGUCAUGUUUGGUUUGGUGAUGUCAGAAGAUCGCAUAUCCAUGCAACCUAGGAGAAAUGAGAUUAUUAGGGGCCUAGAAAAUAUUACUGAACAAAUUAGAGAGGUAUUGGCUACUGACAAUAAAGUAAUGAAAUUAGCCGAAUCACUUUAUCAAAAGAAAUCUUUGUUAGUGAUGGGAAGAGGAUAUCAUUAUGCUACUUGUUUAGAAGGAGCUUUGAAAAUCAAAGAACUCACCUACUUACACAGUGAAGGUAUUUUAGCUGGUGAAUUGAAACACGGUCCUUUAGCUCUCAUCGAUAAACAAAUGCCAAUCAUAAUGAUUAUGACAAGAGAUCCUGUGUAUAAGAAAUGUAUAAACGCUUUGCAACAAGUAACGGCUCGCGAAGGUCGUCCAAUUGUAAUAUGCGAGAAAGAUGACGUGGAAAUUAAAAAUUUGGCUUGGCAAACUAUUGAUGUGCCACACACAGUUGAUUGUUUACAGGGAUUAUUGACUGUCAUACCAAUGCAAUUGUUAUCUUAUCACAUUGCUGUCAUGCGAGGAUGUAACGUUGACUGUCCCAGGAAUUUGGCUAAGUCUGUGACUGUUGAAUAAAGUUAUUGUUGCCUUUGAGUUUUUAUUUUUCUUAUUUUCAAUUUUCGUUGUAGUUAACAAAAAUUAAUUUUUGGUAUAUUGUUUUAUUACUUUUGUUUUAUUUUUUUUAUAUAUUUUUUAUAUCGUAAUAAUACUGAAAUUAAGGUUUAACAUGUGCUUAUGUUACUAUUAUAAUGUGAUUAUACUUUCAUUCGAUCAAAUUACUACAUUUUUGUAGUUAAAUUCUCUUUUAUUGAGAAAUAUUUUUUUCAUAUAUUUUUUUGUGCAAUUUUAUAUAUAACAGAAACAUAGUUUUUUAUUAUUGUAUUAU
Messenger RNA from Daktulosphaira vitifoliae (grape phylloxera), 2849 nucleotides. Its product is annotated as glutamine--fructose-6-phosphate aminotransferase [isomerizing] 2-like. Bases 461 to 2539 code for a protein of 692 amino acids. NCBI's taxonomy places the organism in Eukaryota, Metazoa, Arthropoda, Insecta, Hemiptera, Phylloxeridae. Gene Ontology annotation, molecular function: ubiquitin binding; phosphatidylinositol binding; carbohydrate derivative binding. The record is from RefSeq and is a predicted model, not a curated record. The transcript has 15 exons. Gene Ontology annotation, biological process: UDP-N-acetylglucosamine metabolic process; fructose 6-phosphate metabolic process; protein N-linked glycosylation.